CCAUAAUACAUUUCGCUACACAUUCAACUUCCUCUUUCAAAUUGCCGUCAACAUGGCUAACCCAAUAAGUAAAAAACGGAAGUUUGUUGCUGAUGGAGUUUUCAAAGCAGAAUUGAACAACUUCCUGACUAGGGAACUAGCUGAAGAUGGAUACAGUGGUGUUGAAGUCAGAGUAACCCCAACACGAACAGAAAUUAUUAUCCUGGCCACAAGAACACAAAACGUUCUUGGUGAGAAAGGUAGACGUAUCCGAGAACUGACAUCGGUCGUACAGAAAAGAUUCAACUUUCCUGAAGGCACAGUUGAGUUGUAUGCUGAGAAGGUUGCACAAAGAGGGUUGUGUGCUAUUGCCCAAUGUGAAUCACUUAGAUACAAACUUAUUGGUGGUCUUGCUGUAAGAAGAGCAUGCUAUGGUGUUUUACGAUUCAUCAUGGAGAGUGGAGCCAAAGGCUGUGAAGUUGUCGUCUCUGGUAAACUGAGAGGACAGAGAGCCAAAUCCAUGAAGUUUGUUGAUGGUCUCAUGAUUCACAGUGGUGACCCAAUUAACGAAUAUGUCGACACAGCUGUAAGACACGUCCUUCUUAGACAAGGUGUACUUGGAAUCAAGGUAAAGAUUAUGUUACCAUGGGACCCAAGUGGUAAGAUCGGACCCAAGAAACCAUUGCCAGAUCAUGUUAGUAUUGUGGAACCUAAAGACGAAGUUGUUCCUUCAAGACCAUUCUCGGAGCAAAAGGGAAGCAAACCUACAGAACCAGGCCAGACACCUGUUGCAUUAUAAAAGUGAUGCAGAUCAAGUCAGAAAGACUGUAAAUAAAAAAAAGACUGAACAUAAA
Mytilus californianus (California mussel) is the source of this 833-nucleotide messenger RNA. Its product is annotated as 40S ribosomal protein S3-B. Gene Ontology annotation, cellular component: cytosolic small ribosomal subunit; nucleus. Gene Ontology annotation, molecular function: RNA binding; structural constituent of ribosome. Gene Ontology annotation, biological process: positive regulation of apoptotic signaling pathway; translation. Bases 53 to 778 code for a protein of 241 amino acids. NCBI's taxonomy places the organism in Eukaryota, Metazoa, Mollusca, Bivalvia, Mytilida, Mytilidae. The transcript has 6 exons. The record is from RefSeq and is a predicted model, not a curated record.